Messenger RNA from Osmia bicornis bicornis, 6282 nucleotides. It is a transcript of the gene hzg, whose product is annotated as carboxy-terminal domain RNA polymerase II polypeptide A small phosphatase 1. The transcript has 4 exons. The record is from RefSeq and is a predicted model, not a curated record. NCBI's taxonomy places the organism in Eukaryota, Metazoa, Arthropoda, Insecta, Hymenoptera, Megachilidae. Gene Ontology annotation, molecular function: RNA polymerase II CTD heptapeptide repeat phosphatase activity. The coding region runs from base 989 to 1870 and encodes 293 amino acids.
AUAUCUAUGGUGAGUGCGCGAUAAAUAUACAUUGUUUAAUCGUGUGUGUCAAGUGCACAUCCUUACGGUUGCUACAAAAUAUUUAUAAAAUCAGUAUUGUUACUGAUUUGAGUAUCAUCAGAUACAUACAUUAUCUUGUUUGAACAAUAAUAUCAAGUUCAUUACCGAAAGAUUGAUGCGCGGUGCUGAUCGAAGGACACCGUCGUCAACCUUCCAAACGCAUUUAAAGAGCACAACAGGUACAACAAAUAUUGAAUCGCAAUGAACUGCGCAACGACAUAGGUGUGGCGCGCAAAAGAGAGAGCGUACAUGCACGUAUCAGGAGUACAUACGUGCAAGUGCUUCCUUGGAAUGAAGGCACCAAAGAAUUGGAUUAACUUUCCCCAGUUACAUUUCUGUUUAAAAAAUCAAUUGAUCGUUUUGAUGUAGUGUCAAGUGUGAUCCCGAUACUACGAAAUUAAUUGUUUAUAUCGAAAGUGAGUAAAUAACUUGUUUUUUUUUAGAAAAGAGAGAAUAAAUUUUCGUGUUAAUCUCCCGAAUUAAAUAUCUUUGGUGUUGAAUACACCGUGUGGGUGCGUGUGCGUGAGCGUACUCGUGCCCGUGCCUGCGCCUAUGCGUCUCCGUUCGCCGAGUUGUGGUGAUCUUCGUAGAGGUGGCGGCGGUAGCGACGGCAAAGGAGACAGUGAAGGUGGUGGUGGCGGCGGCGGCGACAGCAGUAACAGCAGCAGUAAAGGUGGCGGUGGUGAAGGAGACGGUGAAGGUGGCGGUGGCGGAGGCGGUGGCGGCGGUGGCCGCGACAACGUUUGGAGGGAGAAAUUUCGUACAUCGUGACUGAGUGAGUGAGUUGGUGCGUGUGCGUGCUACCGCGCGUAUACGCUCUCUCAUUCUCGGGAUCGUGUGCGCGCGUAUUGUAUAUAUGUAUAUUGUUGCGCGCGCGCAUUAACGGAAUUCACGAUCAGACACGCAGGGACUCUCAACAAAUGUUUAAAUGGACGCAUCGUCCAUUAUCACCCAAGUGUCGCGGGAUGACGAGCUAGGCCAGUUUAAUAAUGGGAAAGCCCAGUUACCACAAGAGAAUGAAGUGGCCAACAACAGUCCAGCAAGUGGCAAAAAGCCAAGAGGGCGUGGACUUCUGCGAUCUCUACUUUGUUGCCUUGGUAGAGGACGUGGAAGCAGUUCAAAAAGUUCAAAAACAAGCUCGUUACAAGGCGAUGGACGUGGUUCACCACCACCAGGGACUGGAUCCCCACGGUUCCUUCUCCCACCUGUCAGACAUCAGGAUAUGCACAAAAAGUGCAUGGUGAUUGAUUUGGAUGAGACACUAGUGCAUAGUUCUUUCAAACCAAUCAACAAUGCCGAUUUUGUUGUUCCUGUAGAGAUUGAUGGGACAGUGCAUCAAGUGUAUGUUUUAAAGAGGCCUUAUGUGGAUGAAUUCUUACAGAGAAUGGGCGAACUGUACGAAUGUGUAUUAUUCACAGCAAGUUUGGCUAAGUAUGCUGAUCCAGUAGCAGAUUUGCUUGACAGAUGGGGAGUGUUCAGAGCAAGACUGUUUAGAGAAUCUUGUGUUUUUCACAGAGGAAAUUAUGUUAAAGAUUUAAAUAAGUUAGGGCGAGAUUUACAACAAAUUAUUAUUGUUGAUAAUAGUCCUGCAAGUUAUAUUUUCCAUCCAGAUAAUGCAGUGCCAGUGGCAUCAUGGUUUGAUGAUAUGACAGAUUCAGAAUUAUUAGACUUAAUUCCAUUCUUUGAGAAACUCAGUAAUGUGGAAAAUAUUUAUACAGUCUUGUGCAAUAGUAAUCACCCUUAUAAUCAAGUACCAACAGCUGUACAGAAUAGUCCAAGUCCAGGGUCGGGUUCACUUGGUGCUUCCUAGCCCUACCUAAAUUCUGGCCAAAUAGCCAGUAUUGUCAUCGCUCAAUGCACUCUGAGGAGAAUUCUGACUGGAAUAUUUCAUAUUACCCGUUUGUUAUGUGGCAGUGGAAAACUAAGUGUGGCCCACUAAACGUUGAAUGCAACAUUUAUUUGUCGAGGAAUCAUUCAAAGAGGAGGUGAAAAUCCCAAGUCCUCCUGUGCACCAUUUGUUUUGAUGCGAUAUAAACACCAGCUGUUUCAUUGUUGGCUUGAGUUCUCUUUUCUGAUAAAGAGUAAUACAGAAUACUGUUCACAGUAUGCCAGAUGUAAUGAACUGAAAAUAUUGAUCUAAUAAUUAACAUACAGGUAAUUGGAAAAAGAAUCACAAACAGCUCAAUUGGUAAUAACUCUUCCAAUCACACUGAACUGGAAUAAACUUUAAAUGUAAAUUAUUGAUAACAUAAUGAAAUCCAUGUGCGUGUUUCCGUGCUUGGUGUACUUAAGAAAAGGAACAAAUGGCAAUGGUAAUGUGAAACGUGACAUAAAUUUUAAAUUGGGUAAGUUCACAGAUUUGUGCUUACAUAUAAUUUUAAUUGAAAUAGAGUACCUUAAGAAUGAAUUACAUGAGAUAAAAUAUAUACAUAUAACAAGUCGGAGUGUUAAGUGGUAUAAAGGGAAGUAAUACCUGAUCACAUAGAGUCUUUUGAUGGGCCAUUUUAUCUUUCUUCUUUUAUAUUCCAUUUAUUUACUAUAAAUUCGUUUGCUUUUAUUAACAUGAAAUUUCAAUGAAUUCUUCUAACAUAAAAAAUACUAAGCAAUAUGAUAAUUAGUUUUCGUAUAAAUUUUAUGAGGCUAAUAAUUCCAAAUAAUUACAGAAAUUAGUGCAUUUGUAAACGUUUUUUAUCGAUUAUAAUUAAGAUUGAAACAUCAUUUUUAUUACCAAAUGAAGAAAAUAUAUAUUAGAUCUAAUGAUGUAAAAUAAUUAUGAAAAUAUAAGAAAUAUUAGUCAACUAAUUUUUUUAACAUUUUUGUACCGAAAAAGAAAUAUUUUCAACAAAUAGGAUUUGAAAUAUGACAAUAUUGAAACGUUAACAAAUCAUUUAAAUAAAUGAAAUAAAAAGAAAAAAUAAUGUUGUGUUUUCAUCUUUUGAUGGCAUUUUAAUUUUCUUUUAAAGCAAACUCAGAAAAUAAUAAUAUGGAUAUUACAUAAAAAAAAUUUCAGCAUAUUUAAGAAUUUGGUAAAUGCAUAUCAUUCUCUCCCUCCAGAUAAUUUUAUGAAUAACGGAGCAUUAUGUUAAUCCAAUAAUCAUUAUAAUAUCAUUAAUAAAUUAGAAUUAUUUAGAUAUAAUUCAUCAAGAAUAAGUAAAAAAAAAUAACUUUAUAUGUACAUGUAAAUACGUUUACUAAUAGAUAGCUGUCAACUUUAUACGCUUAAUUCAUGCAUAACAAAUGUACAAAUUGCAUUAUACUUCCAUACUCAAUCCAAUUGUCGUUAUUCGUGCUUUUUAUUUUAUUAGUAUUGUUACUAAUGCAUUAUUACUAAUGGUGUAGUGAAUUGAAUUUUAUUAUCGCAAUUCAUUUAGUUUCAGAUACCAUAUUUUACUAUAAAUAUUAUAUAUUAAUUAUUAUUUAGAUGUUUAAAUGAACUAAGAACAGGGAUAGUUAAAUAGAUAUAUUUUCAGAUGAAUUCUCUGUUCGUAUAACUCACUUGCAGCUAUUGAUGUUUAUCCAAUUAUAAUAUUGACAUAUUUUCGUUAUAUCUUUUACAUAAUGCAAUGUCAGGAUCAGUAAAUUAAAUUAUAGCUUUUGCCUUGAUAUUUCAAUAUGCAUUUCCCAUCUUAAUAAAUGGAAAAGCCCAGCUUGAUAAAAACUAAUUCUUUUACAUUCUAUAUUUUAGUCAAGAUAAAAUAGGUAUUAUAAUACAUGCAUUUGCUAAACUCUGCAGUAGAUUCAUUUGCAUCAAAUUAACAUCCAUUUGAAUAAACUAUUAUUUAACAUAAUAAUAACAAGAUCUAGUAUAUUAUAAUAGUACUUCAUUAUUAAAUAUGAACUUUUCUUGCUUACUUAUAUAAUAUUUGUUAUUUAUCGUGUUAUUUAUCAUUGAACCGAAAAAUAAAUCUACAGUUCUGUAAGUUAUGAUUUCAGGAAAGGAAAGGGCUAGGGUAUACAGAGAUAAGAAUAUUAUAUAACAAUAAGUCUUAUACAUAUUGCAUAAUAUUAAAUGGCUUCCAACUUCAUGUUUUAUCAAUUUUUUGUUAGUUAUUUUAAAUGGAUCACCGUUACAGAGAUCAUGUCCUACCUUUAUAAAAAGAGCCGAUUGAGGUAAUAAUUUUUUACAUGAAAUCAUUUGAACAUACGAUGAGACGAAUUAAUUAUACAAGCUAAUCAUAAAGCUGUAUAUAAAUGUUGAAAGUUUAUAUGUAGAAUUUAACGAUUUAUAAUUUAGAAUUGUAUUAGCUAUCACUAUAUUUACGUUAAUUAAUGAUAUUUAAGAAUCAACAUGUUAUGAAAUGUUUGUACUUAGUAAACGUACCUCGCCAAUCAGUGCUUGAUAAAACUCGAAAUCUCUAGAUAUAUUUGAUUUAAUGAAUUCUUUUUGUUUAAGCUAAAUGUAGUGGCCGUACUUUUACUUCAACCAUGUGUUUCUAAUGAAUGUAUCGAGCAGAAUUAUUUUAAGGAAGAAAGAAUGCGAAACAGAUUCAAAUGAAGCUAUAGAUAAUGGCGUAUUUGCAAGAUGAUAUUAACAAAAAUAAUUGUAGUCAUUUUCGUUUGUACAAUUGCCCAUCGAAAUGACUCUACGAGCUGUGGUGCACCUUCUCCGGAAAUACGUACACGACUACCGAAUAAAACGAAAGGAAUUCUCUAUUUUCAAUCUGACACUCGUUAGCUUUUUAUCUGCAAUGUCUUUUACAAUGUUCUUCGUGUCUGCCACUUGAGAACUGUCGUAAAUAUCAUACACGACGUAAACGAGCGAUUACAAUGCGAAAUAUACAGUCAUGUGGCAAAGUCCUAAAAUCAUCUUUUUAGUUUUUUUUUAUCGCAGGAACGUUUAUCACUGAUAGUGCACGAUAAAGAACUUAGAACAUGGAAAUGUAUCGUUAAAUGAUAUUACUUUUCGGUCGGGAAGAUCCGAGGAAAACCGAGGAGAGGCGUGUAAUGCCCCACGUUGAUGUUGUAUCCGACUCAAGAUAUCUUUCGGAUUCAACAUUACAUCGUCGUUGCAUCAAAUGCCUGAAAAACAUCAUGUUCACCGUGUCGUGCUUCCGUGAUUUAUUAGUAUUAACAAACCAGUGUAUCGCUUUUAUCAUACACAUACUAUCUAUCUGGACGUUUCAGAAGCGUCCAUAAUAUCUGGUAACAUAUACAUGCGUUUCUUUUGCCGUGUUUUUAAUCUUUCCGAGCAUUUUGUUUUGUUUCCUUUUUUUUUUCUUUUUUAAUUAUUACUAUUUACUAUUAAUAUUAUUAUGGAGUUGUAACAUGAUUGUAGAUGCGCCGUAGCAGAACUCCCGAGGAUGAGCUCGAACACACAUAAUUCGUUUAGAUAUAUUAUGAAAAAUUGUACGCCGAGAAAAAUGUUAGCGCGAAGACGUGGCGCAAACGAUCGUGAUAGGUAAUUAGGUAUAUAUACAUAUAUAUAAAUAUUAUAUAAAUACGUAGGUAGAUCAAUUUGAAGAAUGGAUGAAAUUUUGUAGAGACUCAACGGUGUCCAUUGUGCGUAUACACACAUGGUAUGUCUGUGUGUAUGUAAUACAAUGCGAAAGUACAAGAGUUAUAUUAAUUUGCGAUGCGAAAAUAUAAAUGGAUUAUCUUCGAUUAAAUUACUUAAGCGACGUGUACUCUUCUACGAUCGAUGAUUUGUAAUCAUGUGUUUGAUUGAAGCUUAUUUUUAUACGUUUGCAUUACGAUCAGUCUAUGGUAUACGCGUUAAUCAAAUGCGGAAUUAUUUAACGAUUCAAGGUGAAGGAAACGCCGGUGUUACUCUAAUUGGUAGUUAUACAUGAAUAUUAUUAGUAGUUUUAUUCUGUUUGAACCGGAGACCGCUGUUUGGUGAUAAUGAUCGUGUUGCAAUCGUAAUGAUCAUGUCGCUAACAUUUUUCUCAGUACGGGAAUCGUUAUUCGAAGCAGCCUUGCUGUGUAUCACGAGCCGAGCAAAUAUGUAUAGGACGUACAUAUAAAUAUAUACCUUCGAGAAAAGGAAAAAAGGAGAAUGCAUGCAUGUGCGUGCGUACUUUGUAUGUGUGUAUGUAUGCUAGAGAUAUAAUUGCGGGUGUGAUGAUAGUUUAAAAAAAAACAAACAAAAAUAUGAAAACAAAGUGGUUAAAAAGCCGUUCGCCGAGCGACCGGAUUGCAGAAUCGAAAUUGAAACUUUUUAUAUACAACUACUUUAAGAGAGGAAUAAAAACGGGAAUAAAGAAGAUGAAACUUGAAACUCCA